Molecule: messenger RNA, 2289 nt
Organism: Rubroshorea leprosula
Lineage: Eukaryota; Viridiplantae; Streptophyta; Magnoliopsida; Malvales; Dipterocarpaceae
Source: the annotation of a GenBank genome assembly
UCUCUUUAUUUUUGGUUUUGGGGUUGCAAAAUGGGGAGAAUUUUUGGAACUCCAAUUCACCCCCCUCUUGGAGUGCAUUGAGUCAACAAUUGGUAUCAGAGCAAGGGCUCCAAUUUGAAGGUUUAACCACCUAGGAGUUGCGGGAAUGGCUCAAUUUCUAUCUUCUCAACCACUUGAAGGUUUGUCUACCACAAGCCUCCUUUCUUUGAUGGUACUAAUUAUAAUUAUUGGAAGAAUAGGAUGAAGGUCUUCAUGCUUGCAAAUGUGCCCAAGGCAUGGAUUGUGGCUAUGAAAGGUCCAUAUGUGCCUAUGAAAGUAGCUGGGGAAAGUGAGGUGCCAAAGGAAGAAGUUGAAUGGAAUGAUGAAGACUUGGUGAAGAUCAUGAUCAACAACAAAGCAAUCAACAUGCUUCAAUGUGCUCUCAAUCCAACGGAAUUCCAUAGAGUUUCCGAGUGUGAUACGGCUAAGGAGAUGUGGGACAUGUUGGAGGUAACACAUGAAGGAACAAGCCAAGCGAAGGAGUCAAAAAUCAAUAGACUCAUUUACAUGUAUGAGCUUUUCAAGAUGAAACCGGAGGAGAGCAUUCAAGAUAUGUAUACAAGAUUGAAUGAUAUAGUCACCAAUCUCAAGGCUCUUGGUAAAGUCUAUCUUUCUCAAGAAGUAGUGAGGAAGGUUCUUAGAAGCUUGCCCAAGAAUUGGGAAGCCAAAUUGACCACAAUUGAAGAGUCUAAGGAUCUCAACACCCUCAAGCUUGAAGAUCUCAUUGGAAAAUUGAUGACAUAUGAGAUAGAAGUUCAAGUUGAUGGUGGAGUUGAAGUAGUUGAGAAGAAGAAGAAAAAUGUUGCUUUCAAGGCUAGCAACCAAAAGGAAGAGAGUGAAGAUGAUGCUAGUAAUGAUGAGUCUAGCAAUGAGGAGGACAUCACCAAAUUGAUUUCAAAAGAAGUGAAGAGAUUCAUGAAGAAGAACAUCAAGAGCAAGCUUGCAAAAAGAGAUGAAGGAGAGUCUACCAAAAGGAGUGUGAAAUGCUAUGAGUGCAACAAGAUGGGGCACUAUAGAAAUGAAUGUCCCAAAUUGAAGAAGGGUGAAAGGAAAAACAAGAAGAGCAUGAAGAAGAAAGCUUUUACCGCCACUUGGAGCAAUGAUGAGACUAGCUCAACGGAAAGUGAAUACUCCUUGGAAAAUGGUGUCGCAAAUCUUUGCUUCAUGGCUCAAGAGGAUAGCUACAAUGAUGAGGAGUUUACACCAAAGGAUAUUUGUGUUGUAUUAGCUAUACCUGAAGUAGAAGAUGAUAAGUUUGAGAAUGUAAAUCAUGCAUUAGUUAGAGCCACAAUUGCCCCCAAUUGCACUGAAAAUCAAAUUAAAGUGGGGUCUCUUACACCAGAGAAUAGAGCAUUGCAAUGGAUUAUAUCUUACAUUAUUGCUCAGAGGAAGGGUUCUAAAUCUUAUGUUCUUGCUAGUGAUCUUCCCUGGUUCGACUAUCUUCUUAACAGAAAAAGGGUGAACCUAGGAAGAUUCAUUUUCCGAAGCAUAAUCAAGCCUUACUCACCAACUACGGGACUUCCUCAUGGUGCUUUAAUUACCAGAUUGGUGAAGAGGAACAAUAUUGAUCUUACAUCCUUUAGAAAUGGCAUUUGGAUAAAGAAAGGGGAACAAGAAGGGGAUGAAGAAGAAGGUGAUACAGAUCAAGAAAUGGCAGAACAAGGGGCAGAAAAACAUGAAGGUGACAGCCCAAGACCAUUUCGAGUCUCCAUGCAAAGAACUAACCGUAAAACCAUGGAGUUGAUGAUAAAUGAGAUGCGGCAGCUGCACACUGACUUCUAUGAUUUCCGGACAAAAAUGAGAGGGAGAAUGGAUACCGUGGAUUGAAAACUUGAUCAUCUUGUUAACCAUUUUUUUCCUCCACCCCCACCUAAUGCCAACUAACUUGAUAUUUCUUCAGUAUUGGCUAAUUUUUAGGAUGGACAUCUUAGGCUUAUGUAUGUUAAGUUUAUCUAUGUUUUUCUUCAUCUUGAACCUUUUAUCAUGUAUUAUGAAUUCUCAUGGCAUUUGACUUUGGUAUGAUAUAAUCUUUGUGGUAUGACUUGUGUUGAUAUUGGCAUGACUUUUGGGUAUUGAUUGUCUAUGAUUUUGAUGAUUAUAUGCUCUUAUUGAGGGGGAGUUUAUUGGUUGAUGAUUGUAUUCAUGACUUGGUUGUCUAUGGUGCUAUAUUGAUGAUGAUUAAUGAUUAUAUUCAUUACAUAUUCUUGAUGCUUUAAAGGUUGAUAGCAUGAAUUAAGGGGGAGUUUAUUG